AUGUGUGUUCCGCGAAAGAAAGCGAGCGGUAGCAAAAAAUCUGCGAAGGGCGGCAAGAAGAAGAGCGGCAAGCAGCAGAAAUCAUCACAGUCUCCAUCACAGCCUUCGCCUGCGCCGACAGCUCCAAAGAAGGGAGAAUCACCAGCAAAGAAGGAAGAGAAAGCACCAAAUAAGGAACAACAAAUGAAUCCGGUUGAAGAAAAUCCGGAAGAAAAGCCAAAGGAGCCGCUGCACAUUAAAGUGCCACCUCCACGGAUCAUAAAAGCGAAACGCCCAAUGAACCAGAAGCGGUCUGCAACAGAUCCUGAGUACAAAACGCUGGAGCUGGACGUAAGCGAAUGGGAAAGUGUCAAGAUUAUGAAACGGAGUGAUAUCAAAGAUGAAGAUAUCGAAAAGAAAGAAUUCAAGAGCAAUAUUCCCACUCGCAAGGCAGCAGUCGAAGUGGCGGCUUGAACGGUUCAAAAUUCUCACAUAUUCAGCAACAAUAAAUAUCUUCUUUUGAGUUGCCUCUGAUGUUUCAAGUAAAUGCUGAUUGAAAUGUAGUUCUUCGUUCAUACCCCAGCUGCAAACACCACAACAACUUCAAAUAGC
Messenger RNA from Cylicocyclus nassatus, 591 nucleotides. The record is from the annotation of a GenBank genome assembly. NCBI's taxonomy places the organism in Eukaryota, Metazoa, Nematoda, Chromadorea, Rhabditida, Strongylidae.